CAGAAUGCGACGAGCUAGUCCGGAGCAUUUAUGGAUCUUGAAACUUUCGAGUUCACUCAUUUUCACCCGCUGCACUGAAGGUCUCCUAGGUUUUAUCAGGUGAGGACUAAAGGGAGAGAUGGUUCAAGGGGGUGGGGGUGGGGCAAGGGAAUGAGCGCAAUUCGUGAGGAAGUAUUAGAGCACAGGCUAUGAAGGCAAACCAUCCCUGCUCUUUCCAGGCAGGGCUGGCGGGGGACAGAGCUUUCUGGCAGCCACAGGAGGGGGGCCGAGAAGGAGCAGCAAGACAGGGCUUGGGAUGUGGCUGGAGGGGUUAAUGGAACUACAGUCAUUUAGACCACAUCUAACAUUGUCUUGGGAAGUGUAAUUUACCUCUUCUGGAUCUACAGUUCCCAGCACUCUUAACAAACUAUAGUUCCCACAAUGCUUUGGGGGAAGCCAUGCAAUUUAAAUCAGAUUUAAAUGUAUGCUGUGGAUGCGACCUGGGAUUCUCCAUGUGUUGCCAAGCCUGCUCCUCAGAAGAUGUCUCCCUGGGGGGCCACCAAGGACGGAAGAGCUGGAGACUGAGGUCUGAGCCGUGGGCAAGAGUUGCUUAGAAGCUCUCUUUCAGAGGCUCUGUUGUAAUGACUAGGAGUGGUGCUUGUGCAGUAGAACGUCCCAGGUAAGGCUCCUCCAUUUGAGCUACUGGCUAACAACCCUACAACCUCUCUUUUAAAAAAAAAAAUUCUUAAUUUUCAAUUACUAAAGUCCAAUAUAAACCACAUUUUAACAAUCUCAAAUUACAAUUCAAAUUCAAAUAUAUAUCAAUUAUAAAGCCAAUUAUACAUUUUGCGUGGCCUCCUGUGUACUAGAUUUCAAGGUGAGAUAAUUUUAUUUCAUCUUGCUUCCGAAGUCUUAAUUAAUCCAUUUACAUUCCGUCUUGAUCUUAAUCCCUUAUCAACAGCUACAGAGGUUUUUUUUACUUCCAUUCAUAUUGGCACAUUUAAUAAAUUUUAUUUCUGCAAGAGGAGUUCUGUAUCCCAUAUAUUUCCUCUGUGUGAUGUUUAUUUUGUCCAUGUUGUUUCUUCAUUCUUCCUAUUCUCCAUCACGUCCUGCACAGCACCGCUGCUUCCGCUUCGCUCUUUCUUUUCCUUCGUACCCAGAGAAUGAGGCUGUAAUUUCAACUGUGUCACACACCAUCUUUUUGUUGUUACUGUUUGAGUUUAGAGAGAGAGUAAUCUGGCGACCUGCCAAAGCCUUGGCCGAUCUUCAAAGCUCAAAAUCCAGGUCCUCCCAUGGCAAUACAGUGAAAGUUUGAUGCUUUAAAUCCAUUUCAAUUUUCUCACACAGUUCUAUUUUUCAUUGUAAUCCAUGAAUAUAACCCCGUUCUCUUUUGUCUCCUCUUGCCUUUUAUCAGUUUGUUAGCAUUCAAAGCGGGGGGGGGGGGGGAGUUGCCGAAUCAUUUAUGUAGAAAGAAAGGGUAAAGACUCCCCCCCUCACAUACCAUAUUUUACAUGGAAGGAAGUCUUCUUUCCAGUUUGAAUCGUAAUGGCUUUGUAGCUGUUUCAAUUUAGCAGUUUAUGAUCUUGUUCCAUGUGCUCCAGCACGUGUCUGUAUAUUAGUCAUAAUUUCUGUUAUGUACUGAAGUUCUCACCCUGGGCCAGCAGGGCGAUACUGUAGAUAGUUAUGCAAAUGAAGGAUUGAAAGUGACGUUCAGUGAUUGGAUAGUUUUAGAAAAUGGCAACAGUUACAUUGUUCUGGAGCUCUAUAUAAGCAGGCUGACUGAGCUCCUCAGUUCUGUUCCAGCUUACAAAUAAAGAGCUGCUUUGGAAGAAUUGCUGUGUCGUCUGAUAUGUUCACCCACAACUUAACAAUUUCACUCUAAUAAACAGAAGUACGUCUGCUUCCUAAUGGCUGCGUAGGAGGGUUACCGAUAGGCGAAGUACUUUUGCACUCAGUGCCUCCCUGCCUCCCGUAUUCCAUGCCAGAGCGAGAGCCAGGUACUGAGACAAUUUGCAAGUGAAGCUCAUCCCCCCCCCGCCCCGGGCCCUGUGGGGAGCUUGCAAGGACAAUUACCCUCAAAUCAUCCUUGUUUAUUCUUCGCUAACUGUCUCCACUGGGGACGCGGGUGGCGCUGUGGGUUAAACCACAGAGCCUAGGACUUGCCGAUCAGAAGGUCGGCGGUUCCAAUCCCCGCGAUGGGGUGAGCUCCUGUUGCUCAGCCCCUGCUCCUGCCAACCUAGCAGUUCGAAAGCACCUCAAAGUGCAAGUAGAUAAAUAGGUACCGCUCCGGCAGGAAGGUAAAACGGCGUUUCUGUGUGCUGCUCUGGUUCGCCAGAAGUGGCUUAGUCAUGCUGGCCACAUGACCUGGAAGCUGUACGCCGGCUCCCUCGGCCAAUAAAGCGAGAUGAGCGCCGCAACCCCAGAGUCUGUCACGACUGGACCUAAUGGUCAGGGGUCCCUUUACCCUUUACCUUUAACUGUCUCCGCUAUUGUGGGAGUGGCAUCCAUUAAGGGAACAACCCCACCAACCUCAGUCAACCCUCAGCUACCCGCUGGUUGCAUGUCUUCUAAAUCACAGCCAGUCUAUGGAAUGGCACCACCAAUCAGCUUCCAACUUGGCAGGGAGGAGGAUGGACACAAAACUAGAAUUAGUUGUCUCUGCCUAUUAUUGGCUUUGAUCUCGCCAAUAUAGGCUGGUCUUCCUGCCUUCUGCCCUGCCAAUGCCAUUGGGUACCAGCCACCUCUGAAACUUCCUAGUUUGGUUGUAUCACGUGUUAAUUCCCCAGAGGAGGUGUUUGAGGGGGAGUCAGUUGCGGUUAAAGUUUCAACCUUGAGUGAUUUCUAAACAGAAGGGAAGUGAAAGGCUGUAAAUAACUGCUACACUUGCAAGUUGCUUCAUGUCAGCUGUCUCUUCUUCUGCUUUUCUUUCCUUUCUCAAGCGAAGAGAACUUAAGGCGACAAGACCAUUUGCCUUUUUUUGUUUUCCAUUUCAGGAUUAUGUUUUUCAUGCUGAUUCUUCUUUUCCUAAGGGAAAUUUCAGGUACGUGUCCUACAAAGAGAUCUCAUGGUCUCUGCUCCUGUUGGUUUCUUAAGGAGAGGAACUGUGAGGGAAGGUCCACCAAGGACCACGCCAGGCAGAGCAGCUGCUGCCACAACUUCCCUUUUCUUUAAAACUGUUGUGAAGUCAUGGAGAGCCCCUGGCACUUCUGCAAAGCCAAUUUUGGGCUCCUCAGAGCAGAUGGAAGAUGUUCAGUUUGGGGCAGUGCCUGAAACAGCCUUUUGUUGGUAAUAGUAAAAACGAAAUGUGAAUCUACACCACAGACUGAAACUAACUUAACCAUCCUUCCUUUUACACCAUGAGAGUGAAUGUGAGAGGCCUUGACUGUGCUGUUUUCAGUGCAUGCUUAAAGCAUCUUGGUUUAGACAAGCCUACCCAAAUAUCUCAACUGCUGAUGUGUUUUUAGUUUAUUGCUGGUUUUAAUUUUCUGAAUCUUUUAAUUGUUUUUACUAAUGAUUUUACUGUUUUUUUCCUUUCAUAAACUGCUUCAAGGUUGUUCACAAUUGGGCCAUGUAUACAUUUUAUGAAAUAAAUAAGCAAUAACAAUCAAUGGGCUGGAGAGGGAAGGUUAUUUCAUUUAGGGAAAAUGGCAGGUGAGGGGAACAUAAUGAGGGGUGUAGGAGACAUCUGGAGAAAAUGGAAACAGUAGCAGAAAUUGCUGAUGUUUGCUUACUUCUUCCAUGCCCAGAAUGGAAAUCAGUCUAGCAAAUACAAUCAGUAUUUGGUGCUGUUGCUAUUUUUUCAACCUCCAAAUCAUAUGUAACUGAUUACAGUUUCCCUGCCCCCAUUUGCAUUGCAUUAAUAUUAAUAUAUUGUAAUGACAAUGUAAUUUACAUAUAAUUGAUUGUUUAAGUUCUGUAAUUUUGUCACAGCCGAUAGCUGCCCUACAUCCUUUGGCAUGGCAGAGGUGUCUAAAAGUCUGCAUGAUGUAAAGAAAAUGGACAGAGGUCCAUUUUUCUCCCCCUUUGUUGGUCAUCCAAUGAAUCCAAAGGGGGUGAGAUUCCCAGUGGCCCAAAGGAAUAACUAUCUUGCAAGGCAUUUACUUAAAUUAUGAAAUAUGCCUUCACAGGAAAGAGUGACAGCCACCCAUUUAGAUGGCUUUAGACAAAUUCAUGGAAGAUAAGGUUCUGAAUGGCUACUGGCUUUAGUGGUUACAUACCACCUCUGGUGCCAGAGGCAGCAGGGCUCUGAAUUCCAGGGGAUGAGACUUGCAAGGGAGUCUUGCCAUCAGGUCCCCUUGGGGCAGUGGUUCUCGACCUGCGGGUCCCCAGAUGUUGUUGAACUACAACUCCUAUCACCCCUAGCUAGCAAGGCCAGAGCUCAGGGAUGAUGGGAGUUGUAGUCCAACAGCAUCUGGGGACCCACAGGUUGAGAACCGCUGCCUUGGGGGCUCCCCAUAGGAUAGGCAUCUGGUUGGCCCCAUUGAGGGCACAAUGCUGGAGUAGAAGAGCCUUUGGGCUGAUCCAGCAGGCUUUUCUUAGGCUCUGUCAGCCACUCUCCAACUCCAGCUCUGUAUUAGUUUGGGGAGGUGAUGGCAGUUAAAACGGUGUAACACUGAAGAAAUAUAUACUAGCAUAGAUACAUUCAGGAGAGGGACCACAUUACAGCUUCCAAAGGUUCAGGGAAUUCUUUUGCCCUGAAGUGCAAGAUCCUACAAAUACGAGCCGUGAACACUUUCCUCCCCCUACAGGUGCAACCUUCAUUAAUAUUUAUGAAAAUGAAAAUCACUGGCUGAGCUGCAGCAACACAUCAGCCGAUCAGAAGGAAUCAAGAUGGUGGUUGGGGAAAGACUGCUCCUCCUUGGUCCAAUUUCAGCCAAUGCCUUGUGAUCCAAGUUCUCAGUGCCCAGCAGGAAAGAACCCCACAAGCAGAUAUCGAAACUGUACACAAAGGAAUGUCUCUAUUGCUGCUUUCCCAGGUGGUGGAAUAUUUGCAUGCAAAGCCCUGUCAGGUAGCAAUGCGUCAGAUCCACACCCACUUAUUAAUAAGAAGGACCACUGCAGGAAUUUCAACUUCUUCAUUGUAGCAAUAAUAAACAACACUGUAGGUGAGUGCAUUAAAAGACAACAUGUCAUUUUGAGGUGAAUUCAGAAAGCAUAAGAGUAACAGGUGCACUGGAAAAAGAAAUAGGAACACAGGAAAUCUGCCAUACAGAGUUAGCUAAGGAUUAUCUGCACUGACUCCAGGGUUUCAGAGAGGGUUCUCUCUUGCUCUCUGCCCCUGAGCUAAGAACAUAAUUUCUCUUUUAGAACCAUUUCCAUUUAUGUUUGCCAGUGGGAAUGCAGGCAACAGCCAUGAAAUUCACAGCAAAAGCAAAAAUGAUGUUCUUCCAACUGAGGAUAACUCUAAGAGUCAAAAUAAAUGAAAGACCUUUUUUAAAAAAGAGAGAAGGCGUUAGACCAGAUGGAUGUGCCAUCUUAGUCCUACGCAGAUUAGACCCAUUGAAGUUAAUGGGCACAGCGCACCUGGGUCCAUGAAUUUCAGUGAGCCAAUUCUUGAUAGGAUUAGUAGGAUGCCAUAACUAGCUGGUGUUUACUUUGGCAGGGAGACAGAAUGCAAACCAGUUCAAUCAGAUCCAUGCAGAAUAAGCUGCAAUAAUGCACAGGUCAAAAUUCACCAUUGGAAGCAAAAGUAUUGGAAAGCUCUCCCUUUUCAAACUUUGCCCAUUUUGCUUGAGGGUCACUGACUUGAAUAUGUAAUGUUAGUUUUCAGUGAGGUACAAAUGCCAGAAAGAACCAAGGGGAAGCUUUUGCACAUUUCUAGCAAAUUGUAUGAAAAAAAUGUCAUGAUUAUGCACUGGUACCUCGGGUUAAGUACUUAAUUCGUUCCGGAGGUCUAUUCUUAACCUGAAACUGUUCUUAACCUGAAGCACCACUUUAGCUAAUGGGGCCUCCUGCAGCCGCCAUGCCGCUGGAGCACGAUUUCUGUUCUCAUCCUGAAGCAAAGUUCUUAACCUGAGGCACUAUUUCUGGGUUAGCGGAGUCUGUAACCUGAAGCAUAUGUAACCCGAGGUACCACUGUUACUCUCAUGUGACUAUGCCAUUUUGCAUUGCAGAGAGUAACGUACAUUCAGAAGAAUUAGUGGUUGUUGAAGGACAACAGAACUUCAGUCUUCCUUGUGAAUUUGAUUUGACUGGUGCCGGAGACAUAUUUACUUUGUAUUGGAUUAAGGAAACAUUUGAAAGGAGGUGCCUUGCUUCUGUUUCAAAUGAAGACCACUGUUUUUCUAAUAAUCUAAACUGCUGUGUUGGCACCAAGAUCAAAAAGAGACAGGUCAAAAAUUUGACUGACCCACUUGACAGACAUCAAAGUCAUUGCCUGACAAUUUUCAACACCACCACUUCAGACACUGGAGUGUAUUUCUGCCUGGUUGCUGUUUACACCAACAGACACGUGUGGAAGAUUGUAAAUAAUGUGACUGUACAAGUGCGAAAAGGCAACAGUGAAGGUGAGUUUAGAAAUUAUUUUUAAAAAUGUGUUCUCUUCCUUUAGUUGAGUGUUGGAUGCUCAGAAACUCUCCUCAUUGACUGGGGACUUAGGCAGGAAGGGCAGGCACCCCGAAGGCCUUCCCUCACCACUCAAGACAUUUGGGAAACUCUCAGAGAAACCCUUGUGGGGGACGGAUCAUGGUCAUCUGCCCUCAAGUUGGGCUCUGCCACGAGUGGUGGGGGAAAACAAUCAGUUCAGAACUUUCUAGUUUACCCUUCUUGAAACACUGAAAUUAAUACAAAUGUAAGGUUCUGCACUUAGGCAGGAAGAACCAGAUGCACAAAUACAAAAUGGGAGACACCUGGCAUACAUGUGAAAAGGAUCUAGGGAUCUUGGUGGACCACAAGCUGAACAUGAGUCAACAUGAAUGUGAUACAGCAGCUAACCCUAUUCUAGGCUGCAUCAAUAGAAGUCUAGUGUCCAGAUCAAGGGAAGUCAUAGGACCACUGUUCUGCCUUGGUCACACCACACCUGGAAUCCUGCCUUCAGUUCUGGGCACCACAAUUUAAGAAGGAUGUUGACAAGCUGGAAGGUGUGCAGAGGAGGGCAAGCAAGAUGAUCAAGGGUCUGGAAACAAAGCCUUAUGAGGAAUGCUUGAAGGAGCUGGGUAUGUUUAGCCUGGAAAAGAAGAGACGGAGAGGUGAUAGGACAGCCAUCUUCCAAUAUCUGAAGGGCUGUCCCAUGGAAGAGGGAGGAAGCUGGUUUCCUCCUGCUUUCGAGGGGAGAACACAAAGCAAUGGAUUCAAGUUGCAACUCCACUUACCUUCAACAGGCUUGUGCGGGACAGUUGCUGCAGAGGUUUUCUCAACUGGCUUAAACCCAAAACAGACAAUGUUUUUUUUGGGGGGGGGGAGGGAGGUGCUGGUGCUCACCAUGAACUUAUUACACUGAGUGCCACACUUUUAACAUUUGAAAGGGGGAAAAAAAGGUGCCGGUACUGCUUACCCUUGAGUACCCCCAGAAAAAAAAAGCACUGGAAGGAGUAUCCCAUUAAAAGGAUUUGGGAGACGUUGCUUCUGUCCAGACAUCCAGGCAGGGGCCAUAGCACUCCUCAAGGUGGCGAUCCCAUGGGGCAUUCCUACUUGAUGUAUGUCACAGGACCUCACCAUUGUGUUGACCUCCAAAAAGGCUACUUCCAGCAGGUGGCUGGAUGUUGAUGGUUGUGUCCAAUGCUUAUGCCAAACCUUUGACAUUUGCAAUCGAUAAAGAGGUGGCCUGAUUUGACUCAAAGCAGUGCUGUUCUGUCUGGUUCUUCUCUGUGAGUCAGGCAAAGUGGGCUUGGGGUGCCUGGGCACGCAGAAAAGAGAUUCUGACUAAAGACCAGGAAGAACUUUCUGACACUAAGAGCUGUUUGACAGGGGAACAGGGUCUUCUUUGAGUAGGACUAGCAUUGAAUUCCACUCCCCAUAAUCCCCAAAGCUCUAAGCCUGAGAAAAUACAGACAGGAUUUUGGCUUGUAUGAUCAUAUCAGCAGAUCAAUGUUUGCCAUCCAUUAUCCUCACAAAACUUUGAGGAAUGUUUAAGUAAUUUGGAAACAAUAAAAUUAGCCUGAGGCUGCCAUGUUUCUUUUCCUCCACCUGAUACCAUAUCAUAUUGGAAUCUCUUUUCAGGGUCUACUUUUACAAAAGAGCUACAGAUCUCACUGGGAGUGGUAGGAGGAAUUGUUCUGAUUAGUGGGAUAAUAUUGUUCCUUUGCUGGAAGAAAAAGUCUAAAGGUAAUGAAAGAAGAACAUAUUAUAAGGUGGAAUCAAAGGUGACUGUGUGAUUUGCAAAAGCAUUUUAAACUGCUACUUAAUAAUGCAUAUAUUUUUUGUUUGACAGGAAAGGCAUAUGAAUCGCAACAAAGGUACUACAUGUCAAACAAUAUAAAGAAUUCUGCUGGUGCUUCUCUCCCUUCCAGACCAUAAAAAUGACUCUAAAUUUAUCUCUUCUAUUUAGGGAUCAGACCACAACUGAAAUGGAAGAAGACUGUAAGCACAAGCCCCCUUUUGAAUAAUGUUAUAAGUGGUGUCUCAUGUAAGAGAUAUAGGCAAAUGUCCAACACAUAUUCCUUAGAGGAUGUUACAUGUGUCACAUUUAGUGGACACGAAUCAUUAAGUGUGAAUUCAGAUAGUUAGCAUUCAUGCAAUUAAAAUUCUGCAUAGAACUUGAGCAGGUUAGGAAAGGAGACUAGGUCGGCGAAUGCAAAGACGCCAUGCAAGAAAAAAUCUUGCUUGUUGGAGAGAAAGGUGCACUUUCUGCCAUAGGAGCCAACUCUGAGGGGUCAAGGUCCUUUCGCCCUCCCAAAAAUAUUUUGAAGGGGCUCCCCCCCCCCCGUUGAUGGGUAGUGCCAUUUAAAUGGUGUGUGUGUGCUGUGCCAUGUGAUUGAUUAUGCAAGGUAGGGCUUACCUGCCCCCCAUAUUUUAUUCAAGUUGGCACCCCUGCUCCCUGCCAUGCUAGUUGUCUAGAUGCAGGGAAACAUUCACAAAUAUGAUCUCUCAGCUGCUGUAAUGGGAAGGUGGUGGUUCAUUUUACCACCUUAGGAUUCUAGAGCUUCAUUCGCAUCUCAUUCUGUGGGGGACUCUUUCCUUUUGUGUGGGGGUCAGCCAUAUUUCCAGACUGCACUGGGGUAAUAAAAAUCCUUAAGAGGCCCUCAAGAAUGACAGUGACCAUUUCAGUUUGGAGCAGCAGGGAAGGGUCUAGCAGAGGUUCAAAAUAAUAAUAAUAAUAAUAAUAAUAAUAAUAAUAAUAAUAAUAAUAAAUUUAUUUGUACCCUGCUCAUCUUGCUGGGUUUCCCCGGCCAAUCUGGGCGGCUUCCAACAAAGAUUACAAAUACAUUAAAACAUCAGUCAUUAAAAACUUCCCUAAACAGGGCUGUCUUCAGAUGUCUUCUAAAUGUCAGAUAGUUGUUUAGCUCUUUGACAUCUGAUGGGAGGGCGUUCCACAGGGCGGGCGCCACUAUUGAGAAGGCCCUCUGUCUGGUUCCAUGUAACUUGGCUUCUCGCAGUGAGGGAACCGCCAGAAGGCCCUCGGAGCUGGACCUCAGUUUCCGGGCAGAACGAUGGGGAUGGAGAUGCUCCUUCAGGUCUACUGGGCUGAGGCCAUUUAGGGCUUUAAAGCACCAACACUUUGAAUUGUGCUCAGAAAUGUACUGGGAGCCAAUGUAGGUCUUUCAAGAUUGGUGUUAUGUGGUCUCGGCGACUGCUCCCAGUCACCAGUCUGGCUGCCGCAUUCUGAAUUAGUUGUAGUUUCCAGGUCACCUUCAAAGGCAGCCCCACGUAGAGCGCAUUGCAGUAGUCCAAGCGGGAAAUAACCAGAGCAUGCACCACUCUGGCAAGACAGUCUGCGGGCAGGUAGGGUCUCAGCCUGCGUACCAGAUGGAGCUGGUAGACAGCUGCCCUGGACACAGAAUUAACCUGCACCUCCAUGGACAGCUGUGAGUCCAGAAUGACUCCCAGGCUGCGCACCUGGUCCUUCAGGGGCACAGUUGCCUCAUUCAGGAUCAGGGAGUCCUCCACACCUGCCUGCCUCCUGUCCCCCCAAAACAGAACUUCUGUCUUGUCAGGAUUCAACCUCAAUCUGUUAGCUCUCAUCAAUCCUCCAACCGCCUCCAGACAUUCACACAGGACCUUCACUGCCUUCACUGGUUCUGAUAUGAAAGAGCAGAACCACUGUAUGACAGUGCCUCGAGCUCUCAGCUCCUCUGGACUGCCCAGAAGGAUGUUAUGAUCGAUGGUGUCAAAGGCAUGUUGUGUGCAGGCAUUAGAAAUGACAUGCUGUGCAGGUCUGCACUUUCUGACUGUACAUCUGGGACAGAUGUUUUGCACCUCCAGAUGUUUGCUGAACUAAACUCCCAUCUGCCCCAGCAAGCAGGGCCAAUGGCCAAGGAUGUUGAUGAUAAUACUAUUAUAUAAUUUUUAUUUAUUUAUACCCCGCUCAUCUGGCUGACUUGCCCAGCCACUCUAGGCGGUUUCCAACACAAAGAAUAAUCACAAUAAUAAAACAUCAAACAUUAAUAGUAACAAUCUGAUCCUAUAUAAAUAGUCACAAUAUCUUUAAAAUAAACAACCUACAUCAAAUAAAGCAAAAUUCAACAAUCCAAUAAAAUUCAAUAGUAAACAGCAAAAUCAAACAUCAAAUAAUAAUUAAACUGUUUAGUAAUUCUUUAUUGUAAUAAAUGUAAUCUAUAACACUGGUCAACAACAAAUUUGUUGUCUGCGUUUUUUCAGUUGAUUUAGGACGAAUUUGAUGCGCUGAAUCCAAAAAUCACAUUGGUUUUGCUCAAUCAGGUCAAGUUUUUGAGCUAUGGCCACAUGUCUUUUUUAUGUUUUUGUUCACAUGUACGCUUGUGUGGAGCAUUUUAGAAGAAGUUGGUGGGGGUGAAAUGCCAUGUCGAAUAAUUGUUUUGAUUGGAAAUGAUUAUUUUAAUGACAAGAAGUAUUCAGGUCUGAUAGUUCUGGGUGAUUAUGUCGAAAAGGGAUCAGUUUGAAGUCAUAAAACCUCGAAAUCUUCCAUAAAUUGGUGCGGCUGGGAUCAACAGAAAGAACCGGAGCAGCCUCAAGUAUCCUAAUCUUCAAUCAGCACAUCGUCCUGUAGCUCAUUGUGAUGAAAUUCCAGUGCCUAUCUUCGGAGAACUUCCUGACAUUAGUGACGAAGAUGCCUCCAGUGUUGAAGGACAUGAAGAAGAAGUGGUUCUUGAAGAUGAUGCUCCACAUCCAUUUUCCCAGAAGGAGUUGAAUGAUCUAGUUCACGACCUCAGCUUGUCGAAGGACUCUGCCGAACUGUUGGCAUCCAGAUUGAAGGAAAAAAACCUCCUCUCUGACAGUGCUCGCAUCAGCUUCUUCCGCAACAGGCAUCAAGAGUACCUCCAUUUUUUCUCGGAAGAGAAGGACUUGGUGUACUGUGCAGAUAUUGUGCAGCUUCUGCUCAAGCUUGGAGUGCCACAGUACGAACCCAAAGAUUGGAGACUGUUCAUUGACAGCAGCAAGUGAUCACUGAAAUGUGUUCUGCUACACAAUGGCAACCAGUUUGCCUCUAUACCCCUGGCUCACUCAAGUACACUGAAGGAGAACUAUGAAGCGGUGAAGUAUGUGCUGGAGAAAAUUGGUUAUGAUCAGCAUAAGUGGUUUAUUUGUGUUGACCUAAAGAUGGUGAACUUUUUGUUGGGACAACAGUCUGGCUUCACCAAGUACCCAUGUUUUCUGUGCAUUUGGGAUAGUAGGGACCGUGCUCAGCAUUACACGAAGAAGGACUGGCCUGUGCGGGAGGAAUUGGUGCCUUGCAAAGAAAGGAACGUCAUCAACGACCCUCUGGUGGACAGAGACAGAAUACUCUUCCCACCGCUGCAUAUCAAGCUCGGCUUAAUCAAGCAGUUCACCAAGGCUCUGGACAAGGAUGGUGACUGCUUCACUUACUUGUGCCAGGCUUUUCCAGGAUUGACCAUGGAGAAGUUGAAAGCUGGCAUCUUUGACGGUCCUCAGAUCCGUCAGCUCGUCAGAGAUCCAGAGUUCGGAAACUCAAUGAACGAAGAAGAAGAAGAAGAAGAAGAAGAAGAAGAAGAAGAAGAAGAAGAAUUUGGAUUUGAUAUCCCGCUUUAUCACUACCUGAAGGAGUCUCAAAAUGGCUAACAUUCUCCUUUCCCUUCCUCCCCCACAACAAACACUCUGUGAGGUGAGUGAGGCUGAGAGACUUCAGAGAAGUGUGACUAGCCCAAGGUCACCCAGCAGCUGCAUGUGGAGGACUGGAGACGCAAACCUGGUUCACCAGAUUAUGAGUCCACCGCUCUUAACCACUACACCACACUGACUCUCAAACGAACGAAGUGGAACUGGAAGCAUGGAAGGCAUUUGUUCUGGUAGUGAAGAACUUUCUUGGCAACAAUAAGGCCAGAAACUACGCAGAACUUGUCAACAACAUGCUGACUGCUUUCAGAAACCUGGGCUGCAACAUGAGCGUCAAGAUGCACUACCUAUUUUCACAUAUGGACCGGUUUCCUGAGAACCUGGGUUCAAUGAGUGACGAGCAUGGGGAGAGAUUCCAUCAGGACAUGAAAGAGAUGGAGACCAGGUAUCAGGGUCGCUGGGACACAGUCAUGAUGGCUGACUACUGUUGGACUCUGAAGAGAGACCUCCCUGCCGCUGAGCAUUCCAGGAGUUCCAAGAAACGGAAGUUCAAGCCCUGAAGUUUGAAAAAUGGUGAAGCAACAUGCAAUUUACGUGUACUUACCUUUAUCAAUGCCCACCAUUCAGUUUAUAGUAAACCUGACCUGAUGGAGAGAAACAGAUGCCAUUUCCUGAUUCAGCAGUGCAAAAAUACCCUAAAUCAGUUGUAGAAAUCUAGACAACAUUCAAAAAGUAAAAAAUUGUAGCCCAGUGAAAAAUAACAGCAAACCAUAAUGCAUAAAAUACCACAAAACACACAAAAUCUUUGACAAACAAGGACACACAACUCCUCCCAUGCCAGCUGCUUCUGCUGUUCUCAAAGUCAUGGUCUGGGAAAGGCUGGAGGCAGGGAGCGAGAGGAGGCAGGGAGCAAGAGGAGGCAGGGAGCUAGAGGGUGGGGCAACAGGUGGAAAAGCCAUUGCCUGCAGAAAGUCUCUCUCUUACAUGGAGAGAGUUGUAGGUCAACAACAUUUGGAGGGCCAAAGGUUCCCCACACCUGAUCGAGGGCAUUUCACAUAUUAAAUUCAGGUGGUGAAACAUACAAGAACAUACAAUAUCCUGAAGGAUGGCACGACUGAGUAACCAGAAUCCUGAACCAGGAACAGGAGACAAGGCUACACGACACCAUUAUAUUGCAGUUCACCCUUUUUGAUUCUAAUAAGCUUUCAAUCAGUUCUUCUCUAGAAUGGCUUAACUGAAUGAUGGGUCAAGGAAUCACUGUAGCUGAAUCAUGUCUGGGUUCAUAUUUCUGCAUGCUGGCCAGGCUAAUAAAAGAUCCAUGCAUGGAGAAAGCUGACUCACAAGGAGAGCAUUUGGCUAGGACAUUUCCCCCUGAUGUGCUUGGUUUCUAUGUGCAGGGAAUCCACACAACUCUUUUUAUUUUUAAAAAACACACAACAGCAGACAUAGAUCAACAUCACACAGAACACAGUACAUAGGGUAGGAUCUAAUGUUUGUCCUACUUAGAGUAGACCUGCUGAAGUUAAUGAGCAUGACUAACUUACCGGUAGGUUUAUUCAGUUUAUUGGGGCUACGCUGAGUAGGACUCGCAUUAUUAUUAUUAUUAUUAUUUAUCCAAUUCGUUCAACACAGAAAUUUUGAAUGUAACACUGGAAAAGAAAGAUAUUGUAAACUGCCCUAUGAUCCUUGGAUCCUUGGAUAAAUAAAAUUAAAAUUAAAUAUAAAAUAAAUAGGAAAAUAAAAUAAAAGUAACAUACAAAACCAUUUCCUUACCUUUAGUAUAAAAUGGUAGAAUUUCGAAAGGACUUUGCCAUAUGUUAGUUGUAGGUGCAUAGCUUGGUUCUAAAGUGGUGCAUCCAUUAUUUUCAGGUCCCCCUUUAAAAAUAAGAUAGUUGAACUUUCCAUCUUAAAAAUCCCUUGACAUAACUUUGUAGGAUAGGAUUGAAAACUCAUCUGAGUCUUUCCCCCUUUUCCCCUUACAGGCUCCCCAUAUGCCGUUUCCAGCCGCAAUGACAUAGAUGGGAAUGAAGUUGUGUAUUCACUCGCGAUGAGUCCUGGUGUGAACCCAGAUAGUCUCUAUUCUUUACCAGAGAGCAAAUCCGAUCCUGGAAUGCAACCUGGAGAGAAUGUGCAAGCAAUUUAUGCAGUGCCAAAGAAAGAGAGAUCUUGAGUAGAGCCAUGGAUCGAAUGUUAGCUACAGAUGUGGAAAUUCUGGCUUGAUGUCUAUGUCCACACUAACUAUAAAGCCAGUGGCCAUGGACGAGUGUCCUUGAUCUCUCAGCUUCAGUCAGGAAUAGGCCAUAAACAGUCUUGGCUUCCCCCAGAGAAUUCGGGUUAUUAGGAGAUUCCUGUUUUGGCCCACAGAGCUACAGUUUCAGAGUUCCCUGUGAAGAGGAAUUGAUUGUUAAACCACUCUGGAAAUUGUAGCUCCAGAGGCGUAAUAGGGGGAUCUCAUAACAGGGUUGCCAUAAAUCGGACACAAAAGGUUUUUGAGCUUUUUUGGGGAAAGUUGUUGAGCUUUGGAAGAUUGCCCACAGAAAGUUGGCAACCCUAUCAUAACAGCACUCAGUGCCCUUAAUGAACUACAGCUCCCAGAAUUCUUGGGGGUGAAGCCAAGACUGUUUAAAGUGGUAUCAUAGUGCUUUUAAUGUAUGGUGUGCAUGCAUGCCUCCCUCAAGAACCUGUGGCCUUCCAGAUGUGGACCCACCCUUCCCUUACACCCUGCUUGGGGGCUGAAUAGGAUUUUUUUCGUAAGCCCCCAGUUGGCCUGGGGACUCACUCCUCUUUUUUUGCUGACGCCAUUCUGCUGGGAGUCCUGUUUUUGGAUUGGUGUUCUGGACUGGUUUAGUUGGCUUUCAUUUUGGGCAGGAAAGACAAGUUAAGAUCUGGUGGGGCAAAUACCUGAGGCAUGAUUGGGUUAAGGGCACUCUUUGCCACCCUACACUGCCUUGACGUUGGGUCCUUUGGGAUGUCCUUUGGCCUUGGCAAGUGCCUGGGCGUGAACUCCAGCCCGGUGGUGCCACAGUGCGCUUGUCAGGUUCACAUGCCCAUGGGGACAGCAUCUUAGGGGUGGGCAGGGCCAGAGGUGGAUGUGGUUGAGGCAAUUGUUGUGACUCUUCCCUUUAUAGAACAGGCUACUUACCAGCCAUGCAAAAGUCAGAGGUUUCUGCUUACACCCCCAUCUAGGCAAGCAACAGGCGUUGUUCCAAGAAGUGUGUCAAAGAGAGAUCUUUCCCAGUCUGCAUCUGUAUUGGAACUGUUUUAAAUAUGUUUUUAUUAUUUUUAUUACUUUGUUGCUUGGUGUUUUCUACCUUGAAUGCCUUCAGGAGGAAGGAUGGGAUAUAAAUUUAAUGAACAAAUAAAAUUUAAAUAAAUAAAUAAAGCAAGUAA
Messenger RNA from Podarcis lilfordi (Lilford's wall lizard), 15516 nucleotides. The record is from the annotation of a GenBank genome assembly. NCBI's taxonomy places the organism in Eukaryota, Metazoa, Chordata, Lepidosauria, Squamata, Lacertidae.